Lactuca virosa is the source of this 954-nucleotide messenger RNA. Lineage: Eukaryota; Viridiplantae; Streptophyta; Magnoliopsida; Asterales; Asteraceae. The record is from the annotation of a GenBank genome assembly.
UACAUGCGGUUCUUUGUCUUGAACUCUUCCAUUCCUACUUACCAAAAAAUACAUACAAAUUUGUUAAGUGAAAGUUGGUAGCUAGUCGUUUGAUUUUAGGUGCCCAAGAUGAAGGCCGCAAGCCCACAUUUAGAUUCAAAUGAGAGAGACGUGCAGGAAAUGAACCCCGAAAGCACACCCAUGGGUUCAAUAGAGGAUAUAAAUCCUAUCAGGCAGCAGGAGUCGGUCACAAAACCCUCAACCAGUUCAUAUGUUCCUCAAUCAUCAUUCCAUCAGAAACUCCCAUGUGGAGAUCUACUUGGAAAUAGAGAGCAGUACAUCAGAAUUUGCGCUCCUCUCUAUAAUGCAGCAAGCAUUGGUGAUUGGGAAGCUGCCCAAGUCAUUUUUGGGAAACAUAAAGAUCUAAUUCUGGUGGAGUAUGCUAUCACUGAAAAUUAUGAUACUGCACUUCACAUUGCAGCAUCUGCAAAAAACAGCAAGUCGGUGGAUAAGUUUGUACAAAAUCUAGUGACUAUGAUGACAGAGAAACAGUUAGAACUUACCAAUAAAAAUGACAACACUGCGCUGUGCUUAGCAGCAGCAGCUGGAAAUGUCAAAAUUGUUAUGACUUUGUUGGACAAGAACCCGGCCCUGGUGGAUAUCCCUGGUAGUAAUGGAAUGAUGCCACUCUACAUGGCUUCUUUAUUUGGACGAAGUAAGAUGGUUAAUUAUCUGUAUGAUAAAUCUGGGCAGAUGUCUAGAUAUGGCUGGACAGAUCAGAAUCGCAGUUGGGUUCUCCAGAAAUGUGUGGAAGCAGAUCACUUUGAUAAUGGAACAAAAUAUGAAUCCCACUUACAUUACAAUCAAGAGAUACUUUCAAAGCUAAUGCCUCUAAAUGCCACUUCUUCAGAUCAAUGGGUCAUAGAUUUCAUUGAGAAUUCUACUUUACUCUUAUUUAGACCGCCUCCUCCUUGA